Molecule: messenger RNA, 1165 nt
Organism: Helianthus annuus (common sunflower)
Lineage: Eukaryota; Viridiplantae; Streptophyta; Magnoliopsida; Asterales; Asteraceae
Product: annexin A3
Exons: 4
Coding region: 82-1053 (323 amino acids)
Cellular component (GO): cytoplasm
Molecular function (GO): calcium ion binding; calcium-dependent phospholipid binding
Source: RefSeq, a predicted model, not a curated record
CCAUGAGUACACACCCUUGGCUUCCAAGUCACCAUAGUUUGCUUUAUAUAGCACCUACAUCUCAUAGAACAUUAAACAACAAUGGCAAACCCAAUAAGCCAAAUCUCAAUUGAAGAAAUUUGCAAGCAAAUUCAUGGUUCUUUAGGGAAUUCUAGCCUUCUUGUUCAGGUUUUCGCAUGCCAAUUAACGCCGCAUGAAUGCCAAAGGACCCGAGAAAAGUACAUGGAGAUGUAUGGAGAAGAUUUAUUUGAUCGUUUACAAAACAAGAUUUAUGGUCACACAUCAAGAGCGUGCACGAUCUUGUCAUUGUUGAUGCUUAAUCCGCAUGAACGCGAUGCUAUCGUGGCCCAAAAGGCCAUUUUUAAGGACAAGGAUGGUGUCAACUACAAGGCCCUCAUAGAGAUUUAUGUUGGUAAGAAAUCAAGCCAUUUUUUCCUCAUCCAACAAGCUUAUCAAAGUAAAUUUAGAAGGCAUUUGGAUCAAGACAUUAUGAGUAUUGAACCCCCACAUUCAUACCAAAAGAUAUUAAUGGCAUUGAGUGCAUCACAAAAAGCUCAUAGUACAGAUGUUAGUGUACACAUUGGCAAGUGUGAUGCACAAAGGCUAUUUCAAACAAGAGAAGCAAGAUGUGGGGGGUUCAAGAUUGAUGAAGGAGUUGUGCUUGAAAUAUUAAGUAAAAGGAGCAUUCCACAACUCAAGUUUACUCUCUCAAUCUAUAAGCAUAUUUAUGGACAUAGUUAUACAAAGGAUUUAAAAAAUGAAUAUGGUGGGGAGUUUGAAGAUGCAUUGAAAUUUGUGGUGAAAUUCCUAAACAAUCCACCAAAAUAUCAUGCAAAGGCACUAGAAGCAAUCAUCAAAGGAAGAACAAAGGAUGAGGGAAACUUGGAACGUAUAAUUGUGAGUCAAAGUGAGAACGAUAUGAAUAAAAUAAGAAUAUAUUACAAGAACAUGUAUGGGAUGGAUCUCAAAGAUGCCAUAUUGGAGAGCUUUCCACUUGGGGAUUUUAGAGAUUUGCUCCUUGCAUUCACUAUGAAAUCUAAUAUUGAUUCAUGACUAGUUCUCUAGGUGAAAUUUUGUCAUCUCAAAUUACUACACGCGGAGUAAAUAUCAUUUGAUUAUACUCGUAUAUGUAUCGCGCAAUAAAAACUGAGGCUUUAUUUAAAAA